UUUACCCCCGUAGUCCCUCUUCCCUUCUCCAAGCUUUCAUCUCUCCACGACUCCACCACACCUCUAUCUCUCUCUAAUCAUCUUAAUUAAGCGUUCUCUCUCUCUAAUCUCUCUCGCUCUCUCGAUUUCUCUGGUUACAAUCUCGUCAAUUCAGGAUUGCCGAAAUGGAGUCUUCGAAAGAGACCGGGUUCCAAGCUCCGGAAGGCCCUAUCCUUUGCAUCAACAACUGCGGCUUCUUCGGAAGUGCGGCCACGAUGAACAUGUGUUCCAAGUGUCACAAAGACAUGAUCUUGAAGCAGGAGCAGGCUAAGCUCGCUGCUUCAUCAAUCGAGAACAUUGUCAAUGGCGGUUCAAGCAGCAACGCCAAAGAAUCUGUGGGUGUCGGUGUGCUUCCUAACGCGAUCGACACCCAAGCUGGAAACUCCAAACCGAAGGCCGUCUCUCUGCAAGCCGCCGCACCCACCGAUCCAUCCACGGGUCCGACCCCAGAAGCGAAGACCAAACAAGGGCCGAGCCGGUGCACCGCCUGCAACAAGCGCGUGGGCCUAACGGGCUUCAGCUGCAAGUGCGGAAACCUCUUCUGCGCAACCCACCGCUACUCCGACAAACACAACUGCCCGUUCGACUACCAGAAUGCCGCCCGGGACGCCAUCGCCAAGGCCAACCCUGUCGUCGUUGCAGAAAAGCUUAAUAAGAUCUAGAAGCCGCCCCAACCUGAAAGCUGAUCACAACCACAAAUUCACAAUCCAAGCUUUUCAUGUGCCUGAAUCUGAGACAAGUGAAACCAAUCUGUUGGUAUAUAAGGCAGUCAAAAUGGGGGCAAGUUCAAUGAACUCCUUCUCUCAAGUCCUUUAUAUUCUUAAACUACCAGUGUGUAUAUCAUUAUUUGUGAUUGCUUUGGUGGACAUCCUCGUACGUGCUAUUUGUAAUUUCUCUGCUUGGCCUGCUUCUUUCACUUCCUGCAUGUAGUAAUUAGCAGCACCAUUAUUUAUGAGGGUGGAAUGAAAAAUAAAAAGGAAAAAGAAAAAAAGAAAUAAAGAAUGAAGUGCUUUGUAUUACUUA
This is a messenger RNA of Ipomoea triloba (trilobed morning glory), 1062 nucleotides long. RefSeq names its product zinc finger A20 and AN1 domain-containing stress-associated protein 8-like. The coding region runs from base 165 to 701 and encodes 178 amino acids. NCBI's taxonomy places the organism in Eukaryota, Viridiplantae, Streptophyta, Magnoliopsida, Solanales, Convolvulaceae. Gene Ontology annotation, molecular function: zinc ion binding; DNA binding. The transcript has 2 exons. The record is from RefSeq and is a predicted model, not a curated record.